Messenger RNA from Hemibagrus wyckioides, 8205 nucleotides. RefSeq names its product WW domain binding protein 1 (gene wbp1). The record is from RefSeq and is a predicted model, not a curated record. Lineage: Eukaryota; Metazoa; Chordata; Actinopteri; Siluriformes; Bagridae. The transcript has 4 exons. The coding region runs from base 594 to 1286 and encodes 230 amino acids.
GCUGCUUGUGUAACUCGAGCUCCGGGUUCACAGCUGGACGCAGGCCCUCUAUUGUGCACUGUUUUUGUUUUUCGAUAUAAAAGAAACUAGGCAUGCUUUUACAAAUGACCAAAAGAUUAACCGUACAAGGACGACAUGACGCUUGAGUAUUAAGUGGCUGUUUUUGUUUCCCCCCCGAUAUUCUUAAUGACGCAGAUGAAUUGUUAGACUUUCAUGGAGAGUUUUUUUUUUUUUAUUUCCUUCAGUUCAGUUAUAAAUGCUAGCAGUAUUAGCCUGACUCGGAACUAGCCGGCUAACGGUAAACGGCAUCAAGGUGAACAAUAGCUCGGUUGUUCUGAAUUAUGAAUAGACGUUUGUAAGAGUUGACAUUCGGUACAUGUUUACAAGUCACAUCCCAAGUGGGCUAAACUACUGAGCCGAACUGUUAGCUCGUUUUAAUUUUAUUUAUUUUUUCCAUAAAACGUAUUUAUUAGCUAGCAAACCGGCUGUACAAAGGCGAGUAACAUUUCCUUGACCAUGAAUUAGCGAGCUGGCUAAUUACUGAGGGCAAGGAGUUCUGUUUCGGGGUGAACAAUGAGAAGUACAGAUGUGAGAUGGGUUACUGUUGUGGCGAGACCGAGUGCUGCACGUACUACUACGAGCUGUGGUGGUUUUGGCUGGUUUGGACUCUCAUCAUCAUGCUAAGUUGCUGCUGUGCAUACAGACACCGGCGGGUUAAGAUGCGUCUGCAGCAGGAACAGAGGCAGAGAGAGAUCAGUCUCAUGGCCUAUCAGGGAGCGUCCAAUUCUUUUAUCUCUCCACCACCCCUCAACCUGCGCUUCUGGACAGACUGCAAGCUCCCUGACUAUGAGGAAGUAGUAGGCCAUCCUCCCACACCUCCUCCACCUUACUCCGAGAAUCCUCCGGAAGCUUCUAACUGCGCUCAGCCGUCUGUCGGCUGUUCAGAGUCAGCUGUGGUGUUGGAGCCGGCGCAGGCGGAGGGAAACGCUCGCGAGUCGCAGGAACCGGACUUCGCAGCAGCCGUGGCCCAAUCAGAAUGCACAGAGCACGAAGAGCCGGACGUCCCCCUGGAGGAGGAGCUGAACACCAGACGGAGACACGUGACUGGCGACUCGGGCAUCGAGAUGUGCGUGUGCCAGCUGGACACAGAUGAGUGCUCCGGGAUGGAGGAGGACGAGGGCAGGAUGUGUCAGGGCCCCGGUGGGAGCUGCUGCUCAGAGAGACAGGCUCUCAGACCCAAAGAGAUCUCACAAACACCAACAUCCAAUGGAGAUCAUGUAGUGUGAGUCACGUAACGCGUAACGUUGCCUGCAGUUGAAGGGCAUACGGCUUUGUCAUGGUUAGCAUGGGGUUUUUUUCUUUCUUUCUUUUUCUUUUUUUUUUUUUAAAGCCAACCCGUAAGGUAACCUUGAAGUGCACAAGGCAGGGUGUUGGAAUGUUUUGCCAUUCAAAUAACAAGCGAAUAAAAAUAAGGACAUUGUUCUUACGUUAUCAUUAACAAUAACAAGUAGGUUUUUUUUUCUAGAAGGGAUUUUUAUAUGUAGUGGGUUGAAACAUUUCAUGCCAUGUUUGGAAAACAGCGUGAGAAGAAAGAAAGAGCUUUGAAGCUCCGUCACAUUUCAGUUAACCAAAUAUCUCACUUUUCUAUGUGCAACGGGACUCCCCCCACCACCACCAGCCCAGCUCUUUUCUUUUUUUUUUUUCCUCCCCUCUUCCCUUCUGUGUGACAUUUCAGUUCAGCCAUGGCGUCAUGGCCUGUCGGUCGCUGACUUUCCUUUGCACAGAGGCUGAAAGACACCAAAGCGCACCAGGACGAGUCUGACUGCACGCUUUGUUUUUCCACAAGGCUCUGCUAAAGAGAGUGCAGCUGUGGGGCUGACGUCAGCUGAGCUUCAUCCCUCAGGAACAGAGCCACACGCUGAAGAGCAGAGAACCGUAAGAACACCUUCGGCAGGAGAGUCACGAGAAAGAAUCCAUCGAACACAACGUGCUUUGCCUACGUCGCACGCCUCGUUCACGUUUAUUCCUGACCCGUGGAGAUGAUGCAGGGUUGAGUCGCAGUGAUUCCUUAUGAGCAUCGGGAUAGGCGAUAUAACAAAUGACUGACUUGAUACUAACCACACACCAGCAAAACAGCAGUGCCACAGUAUACUUAUUCAAAAUAAUUGAUGGAAAUAGAAAUGAUUUUUUACCCGAUUAAGGAACUGAGGGGCAAAAAAAUAAAAUCCAGGCUGCUUUCACACUAUGUUCUUCUCCUCGGUAACAUUUAAGAGAAUUCGACCUGCUUGUAUGUCCAAUUAGGAAUGUCACAUUGCACAGCAAAAAUAUCAAGCAAAAAAAAAAUUUUUUAGCUUUAAUGCUGGUUUAUAAUAUUGCCGAAUUUCUUUAAUAGGACAUAAAUCUCCUCUCGGACUCGUGUUUCACCAGCAUUACGUCCUCCAUACAUUGCAUUUUCUUUUUUGCCCAUUCACUUGUCACCUGAUUGGUGAGUAAGGGAAAAGAAAACCCGAAAAAUAACACAAAACAGCUAGAUAUCCCCCCCUGACAUUUUCCAACUUUUUUGAAGCUGUGACCGACUGAAAUACAAAACAUUGGCCUAGUGUGAAAGCAGCCUUCAAUUUAAAGAUUAGUUUUCUUUCCCUAACCCGGAAUCAUUUCCACCCAAGUUUGGGUCUGAAGCCAGCAAAUGUGAUGAAGAACUGCUGCUUCUGUUUAUUUAGGAGUGACACUGCCAGCUUCACCUUGGACCAUAUGCCUGUAAAGUUAACAUCUAUUUUAAAAAAAUAAUAAUAAUCCCUACAAAGAUAAAUCUCAAUCCAGUCCAUAAUACGUACCAAGGGGGGGUUUAAUAGCUUCUAAAAAGCAAGCUUUUUUUUGUAACGAGAAACCGCAUGCGUUGUGUUUUCCGAAACCAGACGUGGAAUGACGAAUUCUCCACCAUGAAACGUUCGACGUGAGCUCGGAUUUUUUGUAACUGCCACUUGAGAAAAGAAACCACAUCUUGAUACCACUUUUGUAAAGUGACUCUUUUGCUUUAAAGGAAAAACUCCAGCAUAUAUUUUUUUUUUUUUUUUUUUUUUUUUUUUUUUAGCAAAUCUGUGGUGUGUGUGUGAUUAAAACAAACAAGACGUAGAAAAAGCAAACAAAAACCUGUUUAUACCAAAACUGACUUCUUCUGGCAGUCUAAGGGCGGUUCAGAGUGUGUUCCGCCGAUGAAAAAGAGAGGAAGGACAUUUUUCGGAACGUUUCGAGCUUCAUAGAGUCACCUUAGAGUGAAAGAUUAAAAUGAGACAAAGAUAAGCUUUGCAUAAACGCCUCACCGGCUGCCUUUAGGCUUCUGUUAUAAGCGAGUUUUGUGUAAGCAGGGGUUCAGGACAGCAGAGGGUGCCAACUUUGCUGUAGCAUUUUACGGUUUUGGAUACCCCUAAACUGUUUUUGAGCUUUUUCAGAAAAUUGUUUAAAAAAUCCAUCAGGCAGAAAAGCCAAUAAAAAGCAGGAAAUCGAACAGACAGGAGACGUGAAAGAUGCAUGUAUCUCUGGUAGUAGUUUCUUGAUCCAUGAUUUCACGAGCCCCGGUCUUGUGAGCUAAUAGAAAACAAGGGCGGGGCUUGUGUCUCUUUAGGCCAUUAAAAAUGGAGAAGCUACUUCCAGUGAUGAGCCUCACAAUGUUUUCUGUUGCUUAGGCCACACUUUGAAACCUCCUCAUCCAUCAUUUUGUUUGUUCGAUUUCCUUUUUAGCACUGUUGGCACCGCUGAUGUUCAGCACGAGUUUCUCAGUACAGAACGGGUUGGAAAUCUUUUCAAAUCACACUGAUGUGUGAGAGAGAGAGUACAUGUGAAGUGUAAUGUUUCAGAGUGUGUUAGCAGGAAUCAGCUAAUGCUGCUCACAUCUGAAGGGCUUCAGUCAGAGUUAUAUGGCUGAUUGAUUGAUUGGUUUUUUUCUUUCUUUUCUUUUUGUAAUUGUGCCACAUGACUGCACCGGGUCCGAGUACACGCUUUCGGCUGUCUGUCUGCAAGAAAGGCCUCAUGUAUCCAUCUUUUCGUUUGUUUUACGAAGCCAAACCGAACUAAAAAAAAAUAACCCAGAGGUUUCGGCGACGCUGUUGUGUACGUUGAUUAAUAACCGAUAAAUUACCAAGCACGUUCAUGACACGCCCACAAAACUCCAUAAAAGGCAAAGCUCACAGGGAGCUGAAAGUAACCGGACAGUGAAAGAGCGUGAAUGACAGCGUGCACUAAUGUAGCUCAGCCACUGCAGCGAGUCGCCUACUGCCUACUUACCACUAAACUCAUUCAGUCUGAUAAAUGAGGCCCGCUGAUGUAGUGCGAACCACUCGAUAAUUCCCGGUCAAAUGGGGAUUUCUUUAGGCAGCCGUGUGUGUGCUUCUUGCACUUUAAAAGACACGCCGACGUCAACGAUCCUGUGGAAUUACAUGAAACACGCAUUAGCGCGUAUAACAGCGCUCGGCUCUCACGCCGUCCUCGCUUUCGAUCCACUGUUAGCAUCACCACUCGAGUGCACUGAUGAAAUAUUAUUAGCACUUGCUCUUAUCACUCAUUUUCUGAUAAACCGGUUAGUUUUUGGUGGCUUGUUUUCAUUUAAUCUCAUGAUUUUUGCGUAAUUUGUGUGUAAUCUGGGAAGAUGAUGAUGAUGAAGUCUGUUACCUUGGUGUGGAAUAGAUGCGAGAGAACGUUUUGACGCAACGCGAAGCUGCUAUGCUAGGCGACCGUAAUGCUAAUCUGAACAUUUUGAUCAUACGGCAGACGAAGCGGUGGUGCUUCCUCGUCGUGGUGAAGAAAAACCCCACAAGCGUCUUUAUUGAUCUUAAUCCACAUCUAGCAGUUAAUCCUUUGUUACUAUUAUUAUUAUUUUUUAUUUUUUUAGUAAGACUGCGCUCUGGAAUCAUUUCUAGAAAAUUCCACUUCAGGUGUAGAUAAUAGAAUAUAUCCCCCCCCCACAUCGUGGUUGUAGUUCAGGUGAUUUCAAACAGGAAGUGUGAAGGUGCGGUAUAUGUACUUUCGAUAGCGUAGAUAUUUUUCAAUUUUUCCACACUUCUGGAAUAUGGAGGCUAAUCUCUGCCAUGAAGAAUAGAAUAUAAUUGUCUUACAUUAUUAUUUCUCACAGCAGUGAUAGAAUUAUUCUCUCAGAUGUUGAAAAUGAACUUUUAAUGUGAUGGGUCGAUGCAAAAAAAAAAAAGUCAUUUUUUGGAGGGUUACCCUGUGUCGAAACUGUUUAUCUGGAUAAUCUAAUUCGCUAGGUUUGUAGCUAACUGGACUGACAUGUAACAUAUACACCAAUCAGGCAUAACAUUAUGAGCACUGAUGAUCUCCUCAUCAUGGCACCUGUUAGUGGGUGGGAUAUAUUAGGCAGCAAGUGAACAUUUUGUCCUCAAAGUUGAUGUGUUAGAAGCAGGAAAAUUGACAAGAGUAGGGAUUUGAGGGAGUUUGAUGAAGGGCCAAAUUUUGAUGGCUAGACCACUGGAUCAGAGCAUCUCCAAAACUGCAGCUCUUGUGGGGUGUUCCCGGUCUGCAGUGGUCAGUAUCUAUCAAAAGCGCUCCAACAGUGGUGAACCGGUGACAGGGUCAUGGGCGGCCAAGGCUCAUUGAUGCACGUUGGGGAGCGAAGGCUGGCCCGUGUGAUCCGAUCCAACAGAUGAGUUACUGUUGCUCAAAUUCCUGAAGAAGUUAAUGCUGGUUCUGAUAGAAAGGGGUCAGAAUACACAGUGCAUGACGGGUCAGGGCUGUUUUGGCAGCAAAAGGGGGACCAACGCAAUAUUAGGCAGGUGGUCAUAAUGUUAUGCCUGGUCGGUGUAUAGCUGCUCAAAUGAUGAUCAUUUGGUGAACCCAUAGGCAACUAUACAGCAAGUGGAUCAUCUGAUAGGAUCAAGUGAUCAAUCGGAGGUUAGAGGUUCUCUUAUUAACCGGUCACUAUUGUUUCGUUCAAAAUGAUCUGGAAGUUAGGAAAAUCCAGUUUUCACACACAAGUUAAAACGUUUGACACAACCUUUGAGAUUAGCCAUCUUUUCAGAAUAUUGAAUUAGUAUGUUGAACAUAUUGAGAGCAGUAAAAUUUUUUCGAGGAACGAUCUCAGACAUUUGUUGUGAAUCAGAAUUUAGAGAUGGGGGGAGCGUUUGAGAUAAGACAAAGUAUUGAACAUUUGAGAAAAUAAGUGGAAACCGGUUUGACGGAUUGCUACUGCAGAAAUCGAGAAAAAUAUUGCUGACGUUAUUUUCCUUUUCUUCUCUUCUACGUGGUGAAAUCGGGCUUCCAUAGCGGAUCGUUCGUGGUGGUUUGAAAAACGUUUGCUGAUGCAUGUGGUAGAUGCAAAGUUGCAUGUCUCCUGAGUAGCCGUGUGAUCCGAAUGAGAUCUGGUAGGGUUUUCUUUAAAUUAAAUUUUAAGGAAAGGAAGCAUUUAACCUUCCUCAUGUAAUCCGAGGCAGAUUUUGCCCGUACAGUAUGGCGCUAUGUUUUGUUUUUAUUUCUUAAAAAAAAAAAAAAGACAAACAAAAGGGCUAGUAAGAAAUUUAGUUUCUGUUAAGGUUAUGUGUCUAUUACGUACAGAAACGAUUGUAGAUUUUAAGGCCGCUGUUGUGGUCAGUUAAUUAGCCGCCAUGUUUUUGUGUAUAUAGAAAUGUAUGUACUUAGAGAUGUGCAAUGAUCUCUCUCUCUCUCUCUCUCUCUCUCUCUCUCUCUCUCUCUAUACCUGUGGGAAUAUGUGUGAAUCUAUCUGGAGACAUGUGUAAUGGGGAGAAUCGCGUGUGCAUCUCUCAGCAUUACCGUGGCGACAGGAACCGUGGCGACGGAUCUGCAAGUGUUUUGACCAAAGGUUUAGUUUCAGUGAGGUCUUGUGAUUAUUUUAUUUAUUUAUUUAAAAAAAAUAUAUAAUUCGUAAUUUUUCGUCACACUUUGUCAGAAUUGAAUUAACUGAAUUAAAAAAGAAUAAGUAAUGGCACCUUGGUGGACCGUUUAGGAAGGAAAAGCAAACGAAACAGGUCAGGGGGUUGUUUGUCAGUCCUUGUGGUUUAGAGGGAAAGCCUUGCAGCAUUUCAGGGAUGUUUGGGUUGUUUUCACGUUCAGAUCCCUAAUUUGUGUCUCUCUCUCUCUCUCUAUCUCUCUCUCUCUCUAUCUCUCUCUCAUGAAUUUAGCUGUAACUCCGUUUCAGUUUCCAUGACACAUCCAAUAAGGAUUACAUUCACCGUGCCUUGUUCUUCACAAUGAAGCUUUCCCAAGGAAAAAUUCCCACCUCUCUCUCUCUCUCUCUCUCUCUCUUUUUUUUGUUUGUGUGUCUUCACACCUCUGUACUGUAUCUAACUAUAGGCUAUGCACGCAAAGAAGACAAGUAAGUAGGCUCCGCAGUGGUUUGGUCAAUACAAGCAAUACUAAUCUCAGUCCACAUUGCACUGCAUCUCAGUACACGUCUACUUGGAGAUGAGAAAUAAUUUGCUACUACGGUCGUUUUGUACACGAACGCUUUUGUACAUUUAGUGUCUUUUUUUGUCAUUUAUAAAGGGGGGGGGGUCAUAAUAACAGCCGGUCUCUCUCGAACCCCCUCUGGUCCCGACUCGCUCGAUUCAUUAACGGCUGGAAGUCCGCGUCCUCGGUGUCUGCUUACUUCGUGAUUCAUUACCGCUACGUUUCACACGAUACACGGCUCCGUGUUGAUCUCUAAGCGCAUCCCAGGCGUUGGAACCGGUUUCUAAUUUUGUUGAUCCAGUGACUGAAAUCUGACCCCGCCGCCUCGCAGGACAGCGAGUAGCCGCGGCGAAACAGAGCCGUGUCCUUAUGUAAGCCUGUUUAGAAGGCUGUAUGACUGAAGGGUCUGUUUUUGUUUUUGUUUUUGUUUGUUCGUUCGUUUUUAAAGCCUGAUAACUCUCACAAGUCACACAUCCACUGACAAUUUUAGCUUCAUAAUCCAUGCUAUCAUUAAAACUCAGUUAAAAAUGUACACGUUUAAUUUUCUUUGUUACUUAGCAGAAGCAGUUGUCGAAGAGCACAGAACUGUUCCUUUUCUUUGUUGCUGUUACUUGUUACUUAGAUCAAGCCAAAAAAAGAAAAAACAAAACAAAAAGAGAGAGAGAACGGUGAAAUGGGAGGAAAAAUCUGAAAAUCACUGAAGCGUGUGGAAAAUUCUAACGCCAGGGGUUAGCAAGAAGUCGGCUGUGUACUCUUUGUAUUUUAUUUUUGUAAUAAAAUAAAUAUGGCACA